Messenger RNA from Lachancea mirantina, 702 nucleotides. NCBI's taxonomy places the organism in Eukaryota, Fungi, Ascomycota, Saccharomycetes, Saccharomycetales, Saccharomycetaceae. The record is from the annotation of a GenBank genome assembly.
AUGAUCAAGAUUAGCAAGGGGGGACCCUUUGAAAUAGUCAAAACAGCACAAUUCGCCUCAAUUCAACUUAGUAGAUUACGCUGUCAUGGUCCCGAUGCUGUUAGUCGUUCACAGCGUUUUAUGGCGACAAAAACGUCCUUCAAAGACCUCGAUUUGAAGAUCGGUUUCACGGCGAAAGUCGAGCUUCACGGCGAAUCAGAUAAGCUUUACGUGUCCCAGAUUCAAGUGUCUAGCGAAGAUGAUUCGGUUACAAGACAAGUGUGUAGUGGGCUGCGCGAUCAUCUGUCGAAGCAGGAACUCGAAAACAAACUGGUCGUGGUAGUUGACAAUCUCAAGAAAUGCAAACUACGCGGCGUGGCAAGCGAAGCAAUGGUUUUGUGUGCAGACGAUGGUCAGAAUAAAGUGCAACUGUGUCGCCCGUUAGCGUUUGAUCGCGAUCUUACGGGCAGCCGAAUCGUUCUCGCGCUAAACGAUCAGAACGAGUUAACCAAACCUGGCAAGCUUAAAAGGUCUCAAUGGGAUCAGAUACGCUCUGGACUACGUGUGGGAGCUGGGAAACCGCUUUCUGUCGAUACCACUAUCCGAGACGUCACUUACCGCGAUCCAGAAACAGGUCAAGAAUCGUGCCUUGGGAUCCGGAAGAACGGCAAUUGGAUCCCAAUAGUAGUCGAAAACAUGGCACCUGGCACCGAGAUCAAGUGA